AUGGCACUUGGAGCACUCCACGACAUCACCAACCUGGCAUCGCGUGGAUAUGAUGCUGACGGCUUUGGUCUUCCUGGCACGCCUGAGAGGCUGCGAUCUCCAACCAAGAAGCUGUACACCCCACGCUGUACAGAGACGGACGGCGAGCAGCACAGGAUGCCCAUGCACAGUGGGAGGCCAUCUACUUCCUCCUGCAGAGCUUUGUCGGAGGGUUCCUGUCUUCGAAGGGAGUCUAUUGGGAGACGCACAUCAAUCUUGGAGCUUGCGCCGGAAGAUAGAAUGAGAGCCCUAGGUGUUCCUGAACGGCUUGGCCACCUGCCACGACAAAGGAAGCAUAGUCUGGGGCCUCCGCAGAGGAAGCAGCUCAGCAUGCAGCAGGCACAGACCCCACACGAGCACGCUCGACAGCCUGGCCGCGCUGUACCUGUUGUACCUGUUUCCUCGCCAAGUUUGGUCUUUGAAGCCAGCAGGGGAAAUGCCCACAUACGACAAGAGACAGAGCGAACUUAUUUCAUGGCGAGUUCGCCCAGCAAUCCGAGAUUUCCCCUGACUCCCCGGCAGACAAGGCCGCGCUCAAGAGCUCGAACUGUGGGGCCGCGCACGCCGCGUUCUCCACCUGCUUCCUUCGCUGUGACCAGGCGAACGGAAAGGCCUUUGAAGUCUGAUGAUGCCAAGGGAGCCAAUGCAGAUCGCAACCAUCGAGCGAAGGCAGCUGCCCCUCCUCCAAGGUGGCGCUACUAA
Messenger RNA from Symbiodinium pilosum, 741 nucleotides. Lineage: Eukaryota; Dinophyceae; Suessiales; Symbiodiniaceae. The record is from the annotation of a GenBank genome assembly.